AUGCGUGUCACACUGUUCUUGAAGUUUCGAGGAGUCUUACCGGGCGCAGCUACGACAGCUGCCGAGGUAUUAUCCAAGAGGAAGCCUGCCAUGAAAAGGCCCGCCGCAGCCAAGCUCGUUGCCAAGCGCCCAGCAGCUGCGAAGCAAGCAGCCAAACGCCCGGCAGCUGCCAAGGACACAAAUCUGAAGAAGGCCCCUCCGUCAGAGGAGGCGGAGGAUCCAGUGAUGUUGUCAGGCUGGGGAGGAGAGAACACGGCGCAGCCCACAGCCGAUCGUAGCGGCACGCUUUGGCUGGAAGAACUUAGCGGUGAUACAUCGCCGUUCUCUGCGUUGAAGCAGAACGAAGAGCUGAUGCGAGUCCAUGAACAGCCAGAGGGGUUCGUGACCGAGUGGAACGAAGCUUCUGAGAAGGGCUGGGGUCGCAUUCGCCGUUGGGAGAAGGCCAUGAUUCCUCCAGAUCCUUCCGGAUCCAUCGUCUACGAGGAUGCGAGUGCGAAAAUGGUGGCUUCCAAAGUGCUCGUGUCUUGCUUUGCGGUGCAGGUAUCUGUUGACGCCGCCAAAGCUUCGGCUUGGCAUCGAGUGGUGGGGGUCGCCAGAUUCGACGGCGUUACCGUCGCAAUCUUGCAGGAGUACGACGGCGAGGGCUGCAUGUUGGCAAUGCAGGGUGAGCUUAAGUCAGCAUUCAUGGUUGAGGCUCUGAUGGCCAUGUCUGAUGCCAUGACCCGUGGCUCCCUCGACAUGUGGCUAGGAGCAAGGUACGUCAGGUUCAGGUACCGCUAUGCCACAUGGAAUGUGACACAGACAAGCAAUGGUCCCGAUGCCAAGGCCUUUCAUCGCUGCCUUUGCACUGCUCUGGCAUGGCAACCGGGUCUUGGCGAUGCUUUGCGAGAUCACUUGGAACGGCUUCUCGACGGCUGGGCGGCGGGCAGCGCGGAGAAACUGCGCAACGACGCCAAGGCAUUGAUUUGA
Messenger RNA from Symbiodinium sp. CCMP2592, 969 nucleotides. The record is from the annotation of a GenBank genome assembly. NCBI's taxonomy places the organism in Eukaryota, Dinophyceae, Suessiales, Symbiodiniaceae.